Molecule: messenger RNA, 1879 nt
Organism: Nylanderia fulva
Lineage: Eukaryota; Metazoa; Arthropoda; Insecta; Hymenoptera; Formicidae
Gene: otp
Product: orthopedia homeobox
Biological process (GO): regulation of DNA-templated transcription; neuron differentiation
Molecular function (GO): DNA binding; DNA-binding transcription factor activity, RNA polymerase II-specific
Source: RefSeq, a predicted model, not a curated record
AUGGCAGUCGGCCAGUUCGCUGUUUGCCUUCCUGGGGCACGGGCCGGUCCUCAGUUCCUCCGAGUUGAGGGUGAGGUGUAUCACGCGGAUUUCCGCUUCCGCGUGCUGUAUCGGAGCUACGCUCCCCUGGAGCGGCAUGCUCAACAAUAUCACCGCCGGUUCUGUACACGGUAUCUCCGGAGCGAAGGAUGUGCAAGAUCUGAAGCGGUACGAGAAGGAGCACGGCGUGCUGGGAGUGAAUCUGGGUUCCGGUCUGUCCGCGGGUGGUGGCCUGACGCUUCAUCAGGAGCUGAUCAUGACUAUGCCUGGCACAGGAAGCGCGGGUGGGAUAGGACAGGGCGAUGACAAACCCGCGAAGCAGAAGCGACAUCGGACGCGUUUUACACCAGCCCAACUCAACGAACUAGAAAGGUGUUUCGCCAAAACUCACUACCCGGACAUCUUCCUAAGGGAGGAAAUAGCUGUGAGGAUUGGCCUCACGGAAAGUCGCGUUCAGGUAUGGUUUCAAAAUCGACGAGCCAAAUGGAAGAAGCGCAAGAAGACGACCAACGUGUUCCGGUCUUCAGGAUCGCUGUUACCGUCGCACGGCUUGCCUCCCUUUGGACCGAUGAGCUCCGACUUGUGUAGCGGAAUGUUCCAUACCCCCGCGGACAGAUGGGGAAUGGGAACAGGUCUCGGACAAUUGCAGGGCGGCAUGACGAGUAGUUUCGGGCAGCUCGGUCAACAAAGCACGGGAAGUCUGGGUUCCAGUUUAAGUCUCGGCAACUCCGGACUCCCGAUCAACAGCCCGUCGCAAUCAGUUUACCAUACUAAUUACGGGCUCAAUUCUAUCGGCGGCGUUCACGUGACGGCGUCUCGGGGUUCGCCACCGGUCGGCGGUCAAGCGAUGGGUUCGGGCCUGAACUGCGGCCAGGGUUCGCCGGGCACGACUUCCGGUGGUAGCGGCGGCGGCGGUGGCGGCGGCGGUGGUGGCGGCGGAGGCGGUGGUGUCUCCUGCGUCGGUGCCGAUGUAAGCGCGAACGAGGCGUCGGACUGGAGAGGCGCCCACAGCAUCGCGGCGCUCAGACGUCGUGCCUCGGACGCCUCGCAGCAAUACAGCCCUCAGCCACCACCGCCGCCACCCCCAGGGCCACCUCAGUACACCCACGAUCUGGAGUACAGUUCCGUUUAUUGAGACAUCGCCUGAACGUCCUUUGACGUUCAGUUCCACAAGAGAGCCUGGCGGUAGGAGCUUACCGUAAUUAUCAUGUGUGGAACGAGUACUCCUCUCUGUUCUCCGUCGAGGAAAUCGUAAGACAGGACGGUCUUCCCGCGACCUAUUUCUACAAGAAGAGCAAGACCGGUUCGACUGGGGAUCGUGAUUUUAAUAAUGUGAAGAUGUAAUGCAGCGAGAUCAAGAUCGACGAUUUGAAAAACGAGCAUCCUGAAUUUUGACUUGCGCGAAGGUCUAAAAUUGUUCACCGUUUUGAAUUUAACGUAACCAGUAUGGUGAAGCAUAGCAAAUAACGACGGAUAAGAUAAUUUUGGGUGGCAAUGUUUUGACCGGAAAGGGUUUAUAAUAAUUUAAUCAUUAAGAUAUCACAAUGAGAAUUUCUAUUCUUCAGAUAACAUGAAUUCGUCGUCCUGUCAGAAGAAACAGUUGCAGGAAUAAUAUGAAGAAUUCACACGAAAGGAGUACUCUUUUAUAAAUUCGCACAGAGGUAAAAUCAGGGUAGAAAAUCGAAAUUGCUGGCGGUAUCGACAACGAUAAUUUAUGCAAUACAGAUUCUCGUCAUCAUAGCUUUCCUAGGACCAUCGUGACUUAAGGUAAACGUACCAGUUUCUCGACAAAAUCGAUUCCUUAACAAGAAAUUGCAUUUUUAUUAAAAUUAAAUUUUUU